Cuscuta epithymum is the source of this 656-nucleotide messenger RNA. Lineage: Eukaryota; Viridiplantae; Streptophyta; Magnoliopsida; Solanales; Convolvulaceae. The record is from the annotation of a GenBank genome assembly.
UUCGGCGGGAGAUAUUUUCCAUCCAGGACACUAAAAGACCUAAUAAGGCCCCUAAAAGUAGACCCCAAGUGGUGUCCUGGAAUCCUCCAAUGCAUAACCAUAGAACCCUUAACAUUGGCCACACCAAAAAUGGGCUCUCACAUAGUUUCGGAUUUUUGAUAAGGAACCACAACGGUGCUAUGAUCUUUCACCACCAAAGCAACCUUUUUUCCUCCUCCACUGUGAGGGCUUUCAUAGAGGCAUACUACGACUUUCUCAUUUUCUGCAGGGACAGGAGGAUCUACUACUCCAACAUCCAAAUUGAUAAUGCCCAAGUCUUCCAAGCCAUUAAUCUUCAUUGUGUGCAAAAUUGGGAUCAAAUUUUCAUCAUCUCUUGCAUUAGAAGGAUUUUGCAUCAUAACCACAUCACGAUCAGUCUUGUUAACGAAAAGGUCAACUGCGCUGCGAAAGAAAUUAGCAUGGGAGUUGACGUACAAUCCAAAAAAUUCAGCAAUAUUCUCAAAUUCGAUGCUAUUGCUUUUCCUUAUAUUAUAUAGAUUUCUUUUCCGGGUAGGCUUUGGUCUAGUCCUCCUACCGUGUCUCUAGCUCCCUCUAAGCCUUAAUAAAUGGUAAGGUGUUCCCCAGCCCUUACCCCAUCUUGUGAUGGUUUGCCACUG